UUCAAUUGCAGUGCCGCCAUGUCCGCGGCGGUUGAGUACAACUGGAAUGUCGAGUACAAGAAGGACAAGCGGCUCAAGGAGAUGAAGGAUGCAUGCUACCAGAUGCUCACACGUUUGAAGAUCGCAGAGACCUCCGCGAAGGAAGCCUCCGCGCGACCGAAGAAGACGGUGCCCGUGGUGCCAUACAAUCUCGACUCGUCCUCUUCCAACACUGACUCGGAUGGACGAAACAAAUCGUUCUCGAAUCCCAUGGACGAGAUGAGCGAAUACGAAAACGAUGGCAGCGAUCGAGGUCCACGGGCGGCCUCUGUCACCGUCGACCUCUCCGACCGCGAUGAAGACAACGAAGACGAAGAUGACUCGGACACUCCUUGUGUCGUGUGCAAACGCAACGACAACGACAUGGAGAGUAUGUUCUGCGAAACCUGCGACGACCUCUACCACACGUAUUGUGCUGGAAUCUACCAAGUGCCCGAAGGUCCGUUCUAUUGCCCCCCAUGUUCCAAGAAGACGGCGGCUGUUCUGCUUCAACGCUUUAUGGCGGCGUCUCCGUCGGACUUGAACGACAUGCUCGUGCACGUGGCUUCGUGCCCGAGCAUGGAAGAGCCGUGCGUACACCCAACGCACAAGGACCACUGCUCGUUCGUGAAAAACUUACUCCGAUGCGCCGCGAUGCUCAGUGUGCAGCUCCAAGGCACCAAGGUGGCGUCGCAACUCGCGUUGGCCCUCGGCUACCACGCCGCCCACUGCCACGGAGCGCACUUCUGCCACGUCCCGCACUGCAACGACGCUAACCGACGCAAACACGUGCACCCGGGCGUGCAGCCGCUCAACCUGGACGAAGACGAAGAAGGCGACGAUUAAACCAUAUAACCCCUUGAAUAUCUAGCCUCGUAAGAACAGCAAAAAAUGACUACUAUUUUGAUGAUAGUAGAGAGGUUUCGCAA
Molecule: messenger RNA, 947 nt
Organism: Aphanomyces astaci
Lineage: Eukaryota; Oomycota; Saprolegniomycetes; Saprolegniales; Verrucalvaceae
Exons: 5
Coding region: 19-864 (281 amino acids)
Source: RefSeq, a predicted model, not a curated record